UCCUAACUAGCUCGAGACACAGAUUCGAGCGGGAGUCUUUACGGGCAUGCGCACGUCUGCACAGGCGGAAGUGAUGUGUUCUGCGUAGGCGGAAGUACUGCUGUGUAUGCGGAUGUGAUGGCGGAUUGUCUACCUGUAGCAACUCGACGCGUUUGAUGAAGCUGAGUGCAGUGACGUCAGGAUGUUGGAGUCAUACGUGUCUCCUCUCUUGAUGAGUUAUGUGAACCGCUACAUAAAGAAUCUGAAGCCGUCAGAUCUGCAGUUGUCAUUAUGGGGCGGAGAUGUUGUGCUGAGCAAACUGGACCUGAGACUGGACGUGCUGGAGCAGGAACUCAAGCUGCCAUUCACGUUUCUGAGCGGACACAUCCACGAGCUGCGCAUCCACGUGCCCUGGACCAAACUGAGCUCCGAACCCGUCGUCAUCACCAUCAACACGAUGGAGUGCAUCCUGAAACUGCGGGACGGAGCUACGGAUGAUAAUGAAAGUUGUACGUCCAGCUCGACCAAUCGCAGUGUGUCUGAGAGCUCUAAGAGUGCGUCUAAACCUCGGCGGUUGCAGCAGGCCCCCAGCGACCCUGACCUGCCCCCAGGAUACGUCCAGAGUCUGAUUCGUCGAGUGGUGAAUAAUGUAAAUAUUGUGGUGAAUAAUCUGAUUCUGAAGUAUGUGGAGGAUGAUAUUGUUCUGUCAGUGAACAUCACGUCUGCAGAAUGCUACACCGUGGACGAUCUGUGGGAUCGAGCGUUCAUGGACGUCAUCUCUCCUGAACUGGUCCUGAGGAAGGUGAUCAACUUUUCCGACUGUACGGUGUGUUUGGACAAGCGGAACGCCAGUGGGAAGAUCGAGUUCUAUCAGGAUCCUCUGCUGUACAAAUGUUCCUUCAGAACACGUCUUCACUUCACCUACGACAACAUCAAUGCCAAAAUCCCUGCGUUUAUUAAAAUUCACACGCUGGUGGAGAGUUUGAAGUUGUCUCUCACGGAUCAGCAGUUACCCAUGUUCAUUCGCCUCAUGGCGCUGGGUGUGGCGCUGUAUUAUGGCGAGAUGGGCGUCCAUCGAGACGGCGAGAGAGGAGAACAGCUCGCCCGAGAGAGCCUCCCUGGACAUUACACAUACCCACAUGAUGACAUCACCUCUCCCGCAGAUGUGAUGGUGGAGGGUUCAGAAGCGUCUCUGGCGGGUCAGUACUUUCAGGGUGAGGAUGAGGAUCAGGGCUGGGUGUCGUGGGCGUGGUCGUUCGUCCCGGCCAUCGUGAGCGCAGAAGAGGAGGAGGGCGAGGGGGGUCUGGGGAGAAUCUCAGGAUGGCGGCGCUUCGACCCCUGCAGCAAUCUCACAGAGACCCCGUCGUGUCCGUCCGGCUUCUACUGCACUAAAGCAUCCGUCACUUUUAAGUUGACCGAGAGUUGUUCGGAGAGCAGUUACUACAGUCCUCAGAAGCUGAAGUCUCGUGAGGUGUUGUGUGUGGAGCAGGAGGGCAUCACAGUGGAGGCUCUGAUGAUGGGAGAGCCAUUCUUCGACUGUCAGGUGGGAGUCGUGGGUUGUCGUGCCGUCUGUCUGAAGGGCAUCAUGGGAGUUCGAGACUUUGAAGAGAAUAUGAACAGAAGAGAGGAGGACGCAGUGUUUUUCCGUUGUGGAGACACUCUGAGUGUGAAGGGAAUGACGUACCUCACGAACUCUCUGUUCGACUACCGCAGUCCUGAGAACAACGGCGUCAGAGCCGAAUUUAUACUGGAGACAAACCUGCACAAGGAGACGUACACUGAGACUGCAGGUGUGCAGCGUUACGGCGCAUUCUACAUGGAUUAUCUGUACACUAUGGAGAACAGCGGCAGUCGAGUGUGUACGGGACCGCAGGAGUUCUCAGCGCUGCAGAAAGACGAGCCGCCGCUGCAGCGGGAGUCAUCAGUGAAGAGGAUUGUGAUUGGUCCGUUAGACGUGCAGCUCCACAGCAGUGCCGUUCACCGCAUCCUCAAGAUGAUCGCGUGCACGCUGGACCACGAGUAUCACCCCUACAGCAAACCACAGCAGCCCGAUGUUGUGGAGGAGUGUGCAGGUGUGACUCUAGAGCAGGUUGCAGCUCUGGAGGAAUUCAUUCCCACCCGUCAGACGAGCGUCACGCUGAUGCGAGCGACAGUCACGAUUCCUGCAGCCGAAUACAACAUCCUGCACCUCAUCCUGCCCGUCAUACUGGGACACAAGGUCUCGACUGCACAGACGUCUGCGCCACAGUUUCAGCUCUUGCGUCCUCUGCCUGCGCUGCAGCUGCAGUUUGAGCGCGUCACGUUUGAACAUUCUGUGCCCAUGUAUGAAGAGGAAGUGACCCGCACCGCCUGCAGCAUGAACAAACCCUCAGAUACACUGCUGCACCACUGCUACACACACUGCUAUAUGAAGGUGUUUGAGUUUGCGGUGGGUCUGACUGUAAUCGGCUCUGAGGGGGGAUUCCUGCCGCUCAUUCCCAUAAUUCCCUCCUUCAGUACCGCUCUGUAUGGAAAGCAGCUCCACAUGCCGGCGUACUGGUCGAGGAAGUGUUCAGUGGCGGUGAGUGAGUGUGUGUUCGAGCUGCCGCAGGUGUGUGUUCAAAUGACUCGUGCGCAGGUGCAGCUGUUGCAGUGUAUAUUUCACAGCUGGACACACAGUGUGGGGGGCGGAGCCUGCAGCAUCAUCAGUGACACGCUCAUUAACCACGCCUACAAAACUACAGGUGUGAAGUCGGCGUGUUCUGCUCCCGUGUUGGAGGUGUGUGUUCAGCGUGUGGAGCUGAAGGUGUGUGUGCGUCCGGCGCUCUGGUGUGUGUCAGGAACUCUUGGUGCUGUUAAAGUGUGUGCCAGAACUCCAGGUGAGAGACACAAGGAUGAGCUGGUUCCGCUAGUUCAGGGUCCGUCUGACACCACAGAUCUCCACACGAGUCGUUGGUUGAUUGGGAGUCGUGAACCGGUGCCGCUGCUCUCUCCUGAUCUCCUGCAGAUCUCACUGCAGCUCCCGCGAGCAGGAACAGACGCCAACCCCGGUGCGGUGUUGUUGGUCAGUGUUCAGGGAAUGGCUGUGAAUGUGGAUCCGGUUCUGUUCUCCUGGCUUCUGUUUCACCCGCAGAGAACCACCAGCAGCAACAGACAGACACAACCGGUUUCCAUGGUGAUGAAGAAGAGGAGGGAGGAUGAAGCCUCUGUUGGCAGCACACCACUAACCAAACCAACCAGCAACCCAUCAGACUACACCAGCAGUCCAGUGAAGACUAAAACUGUCACAGAGUCGAGGCCUCUCUCUGCUCCAGUAAAGGUUUUUCCAUCAUCUGAAGAAAGUCAUUUGAGUCAAGAAGAACGAAUGAAGAACCUGAUAACACACACCUGGAACGCCGUCAAACGCCUCACACUACAGGUGGAGCUGCAGUCGUGCUGCGUGUUUGUGCCGUUGGACUCUCUGCCGUCUCCGAGCACGCUGCUGUGUGGCGAUAUCCCGGGCACGGUGCGCAGCUGGUAUCACAGUCAGGCGUGUAUGCCGGGUACGCUGGUGCUGUGUCUGCCGCAGAUCAGCGUUCUGAGCGCUGGACACCGACACAUGGAGCCGCUGCAGGACAUUCCCUUCACUGUCCCCAGACCAGUGCUGGAGGAGGGUGAUGCGUUCCCGUGGACGGUGUGUGUGAGUCAGUUGAGUGUGUACUCUCUUCUGGGACAGCAGCGUUCUCUGAGUGUGUUAGAUCCUGUAGGCUGCACCUCCACGCUGGCGCUCACCGCCCCAAAACUGCAGCCGGACACUAAACAGGCCUUCAUCAUGUGUUUACAUGUAGAUCUGCAGCCGGUACAUCUGAAGUGCUCCAACCCACAGGUGCAGCUGCUGUAUGGAUUAUGGUGUAGAUGGAGUCAGAUUCUCAGUGUUUUUGAACGGAUGCAGAGCAGAGGAAGUCACAGACAGUCAUCAGGGUUCACAGACUCCACAGCGCCACCUGCAGGACCGUCCUCACCUGUCCAGAGCAGUGUGGGCACCGUCCCACCCGACACCAGCACCUACAGCCCCUCAGCUGACCUGGGCUCUCCUACAGAGGGUGAAUCAGUGCACACCGAGGAGCCAGUUGUGUGCGAGUCUAUGACUCUAGAACAAAAGACGUGCAGUUUCAGCGGUGCGAGUGGAAAGUUCAGUGUUUGGAUGCAGUGGAUGCUGCCUAAACUCACUUUGAAACUCUUCUCAACUGACCACACCUCCAAAAACAACGAGCUGUGUGUAAUUGCAGAGCUGGAGGAUCUGAGUGCAUCAGUGGACGUUCAGGACGUUUAUACGAAGGUGAAAUGUAAAAUGGGCAGUUUCCACAUAGACCACUACAGACACAGUGCUGCAGAGCGCUAUCCUCGAGCCGGUGCGUGUGCUGGGGUCGUGCUCUCUUGCACUGAUAAGCUGAACAGACGCACCGUUCUUCUGCGGCCGCUCGGCAAACCGGACACUCACAGCCAUUUCAGCUUCUUUCCUCCUACGGCGGCCAAGGCUCUGGAAGUGUCUCACCAGCAGCACGGCUUCCUGACGGUGACCUACACGCAGGCUGUGACCCGGAACGUCCGGCACAAGCUGACGGCGCGUCAGGAGCGUGCGCCGCCGGCUCAGCGCCUGUGUGAGGAAGAGGCGGACGGCUCGCCGCAGUACCUGCACGAGAUCCUGCUCACGGCGCAACCCUUCGACCUCGUCCUCUCCUGCCCCCUGCUGGUCACGGUGGCACGCGUGUUCCACAUCACCCCGCCCCCUCACCUACGGCACCCAGUCAGAGAGCGGCACUCUGCGGGACAGCCAAUGAGAGGCCACGCACUGUCGUCCAGCAGCCUGCCGCUCAUCUAUGUCAACACCAGCGUGAUUCGUGUGUUCUGCCCCCUGGAGGAUGCGCACAGCAGCACACAUCCACAGCUGAAGGACAGGAAGGAAGACACGGUUGUGUUGAAGAUCGGAUCAGUGAGUGUCGCUCCACAGGCUGAUAAUCCGCUGCCGCGCUCCGUUCUGCGCAAAGACAUCUACCAACGGGCGUUAAAUCUGGGAGUGUUGCGUGACCCGGGGUCAGAGGUCGAAGAUCGUCAGUAUCAGAUCGACCUUCAGAGCAUAAACAUGGGUACAGCUCACUGGGACGACCUGCGACCUGAACGUGAGGGGUCAGUGGGCGGAGCUCCAUUAGAAGUGGAGAGAAGCUCCCAGAAUCCUGCGCUGGAGUGGAACAUGGCCAGCAGUAUUCGCAGACAGCAGGAGAAGCGGGUGAUUCUGUCUCCCAUCAUCACAGAUUUCUCUGUUCGUGUGACUGCAGCUCCUGCUGUGAUCUACAGGAAACCCCUCAUCCCCGAGCACACACCCACAGAGGAAGUGGUGGUGUGCGGUCACAGUUUGGAGCUGAAUGUGACGUCCAGUCUGGAGCUGUUUCUCAGCGUGUCUCAGGUGCAGUUACUGCAGCAACUCCUGCACGCUAAUGUGGGACUGACGACCACCAACAAGACACCUGCAGAGGUGUGUGGUCAGCAGGCGCAGGCCGCUGUGGUCUCUGGUUCGAGCUCCGUGGAGAGUUUGUGUGGCAGUGGUGCCCCCUGCGGGCAGGAUAGUGGCUUUGGCAGUGACAGUGCCCGUCUGCGGAUCAUUCAGAUCGAGCGCCAGAGCGGCACGGGUCACCACCGCCUCGCCCGGCCGUCGCAGCAGCCCACCAUCACCAAGAACCUGAGCUUCAUCCCCUUCGAUGUGUUCCUCACGGCCGGCCGCAUCUCUCUCAUGACAUAUGCCACCACACCCACCAUCAAACCACCUGCCGAUGCCACCCUGCCGCCAGGAAAGGGCAUGCUUGAUGUGCCGGAGGGUGAGGCGGGUAACGCAUCUGAAGGGAGUCUGUCAUCCCUCACGGCAGAUGAUCUGCUCAACGCAAACACCAGUGGCAGGCCGACAGGGCUCCUGGACGGUGUGUGUGCACCCGUGCGGGCGUCGGCGAGACAGGCUCUGGGCGUGACGGUGGUGAGACAGCCGGGCCGCAGAGGAGACAAAGACUGCAGCCUGCAGCCGCUGAUGUUCCUGCAGCUCACGCAGCCGUCUGCGCUCAUCAACUGCCAUCAUCGCAGACAGAAACUGGAGCUGUCGCUGUUUGACCUCACGCUCAGAGGAGUUGCAACUGAUUACAAGAGUCUCGAUGCAGGUAAAUCUCUGCCCGAGUCGUUGGAUUACAGUGUGUAUUGGCUGCAGACAGUAGCUGGAGAGGCAGACAGUCGGACGGGCAUCCCUCCUCCUCUCCUGUCUGUCGUCAUCAGAGACUUCCUCAGUGGACCAGAGUUGUGUGUGGACAUCAGUCGGCCAUUGAGGGUCAGUCCCACGCUGGCGAAGAUUGAACAGGCCAAAAGCUUCUGGAGGAGAAUCUUUCCUGAUGGCGACCCACAGCCUCGAACACCUGCUGGCUCUGCCCACAGCCGCGACAGCCAUGCCCCGCUGCAGACCGUCGUUCCCUUCCACAAGAUCAUGCUGCGUACAGUGCAGAUGGUGGUCGCUAUGGAGAUGGAGUCGCACGCCACGCGGCCCAGUCUGAUGCUGUCUGUGUCGGGCAUGACGGGCGCGCUGACCCUGAAGACUGCCACGAAGCCCGCAGAUGGUUUUAAGGAGGUCUGUGUGUCGGUUCAGUGUGAGGACGUGUUGUUGCGGACGGGUCUGAAGGACAGGACUGUGGUGUUUGUGGGUCCCUUCUCCUGCAGUGCAGAUCUGGAAGCGUAUUGGUGCAGACACAGCGGAAGCUCCGCCCCCAACGCACCCGACCCACCAAGAGUGUUGAUUGACCUGAAGGGAGGAUUGCUACAGGUGUUUUGGGGGCAGCAGCAGUUUAAUUGUUUGACUGAGAUUCAGGAGCAUCUGAAGAACUACUGGAGUCACAUGACCAUAGUGGAGGCAGAGUCUAAAGAGAAACCCCUCCCUUCUAAGCCACCGCCCACCCCUCGUCCUGCCCAAUCAGAGCACUCCUCUGAUGACCUGCGCACAGGCCUGUUCCAGUACAUCCAGGACUCGGCAUGUCAGAAGUUGCCGUCAGCUCAUGAGGUGGUGUUCUGGAAGGAAACGGAUGACUCUCCGGGCAUCAUGUUGUGGCGGUAUCCAGAACCGCGUGUCAUCACGUUUCUCCGAAUCACACCUGUUCCGUUCAACACCACAGAUGACCCGGACAUCAGUACGGCUGACCUCGGAGACGUCCUGCAGGUUCCGUGUAGUCUGGAGUAUUGGGACGAGCUGCAGCGAGCGUUUGUUCCCUAUCGAGAGUUCAGCCUAUCAGAGAGCAGCGUUUGUGAGCUGACCCUGCCCACCCUGACCCCCAACACACACCAGACUGACCUUGUGACCUCUGACCUGUGGAGAGUUGUGCUCAGCAGCAACAGUGAUGGCGGAGAUGAGAGUUCGGACAGUGAGUCGGGUUCUCAGGUGCCGUGUGAUCAGCUGGUGUGUCCGACCGCUCUGGCCGCCUGCACGCGAGUGGACUCGUGUUUUGCGCCGUGGUUCGUGCCAUCGGUGGGCGUGUCCAUACGACUGGUGUGUGUGGAGCUGCGAUUUUGUCACAACCUGGAUCAGCACAGCACAGUGCCGUGCCAGAAGCUCCGCCCCUUCCUCCCGGACAGGAAGUGUCCUCAUGACCAGGAGUUUGCGGUGGUGUGUGUGCGACCGUGUGUGUUUGUGCGUCAGUGGAGUGACGUGUAUCAGUGCUGUCACGAGUUGAACUUUUCGUCGACGCUGAGCACGACACUGCUGGAGUACAGAAACCUGACGCAACUGAACAUCAUUCAACCCGUCAGCCUGCAGGGAAACGCUACACACACAUGUGCGCUCACACACGCACAACACACACUCCACUGUAACAUCACACUGCAGCCGCUGAAGGUCACAGUGGGACAGUACGCCAUACACACACUGGACAGAGCACUGCACGCAUGGAGACAGAACGGUGUGUUGGACGCUGAAGAGGUCAUUUUCACCCAUUUCAUCAUCUGUAACGACACACAGGAAGUGCUGCGCUUCGGUCAGGUGGACACAGAUGAAAACAUCCUGUUACACAGUAACCAGAGUCACCAGUACAGCUGGAGAACCCACAAAUCACCUCAGCUGCUGCACAUCUGUAUGGAGGGGUGGGGUAACUGGCGGUGGGCGGAGCCUUUCAGUGUCGAUGAUGUCGGGACUCUACUGCGAACAAUCCAACAUAAAGGACAGACGGCGUCUCUCAUCAUCAAAGUCAAACAACUCAACGGAGUCCAGAAACAAGUGAUCAUCUGCGGUCGACAGGUGUUGUGCAGUUUUCUCAGUCAGUCCAUCGAGCUGCGAGUCGUUCAUCACUGCAGCGGUCAGGACAGUCAGCUGAUGCAGCAUGAGCGCGUGACGCGCCUCGAGCCCGACAGUAAACUGCCGUCAUUAGUGCUGGAGGACGCAGAACUCACUGACGUGUGUGUGCGAGCGUGUGGAGACGAGGAAUGGUCUCGGGACGUGUGUUUGAAACAUGAUGAUAAAAGCAGCAACAGCUGCGUGCUGCAGGUUCCGUGCUCUGAUGGAUCACUGCUGCAUGUUUGGUGCACAGUAAUACUGCUGGACUCAAACACACACCUGCAGCAAAGAUUGGUUGUGUUCAGUCCUCUGUUCAUCAUGUGGAGUCAUCUGCCUGACCCGGUUCUGGUUCAUGUGGAGAAGAGGAGUUUGGGUCACAGAGAGACGCAGCUCAUUGACGGUCGUGGACACCAGGUGGCGCUACUGAACGUUGAAGCAGAUGUGACACACCACCUCACGUUUCAGGCCAGCGAAGAAGAGGAGGCGUGUGACUGUGCGGUUCCGGUCUCCACUGCUGUUAUCAGACAGAUCAUCAACAAAGCGACUCCAGAACUCAAACAGAACCAGAACACUGUUCUAGAACAUUUCUACGGAGAGAAGACGACCAGCAUGCCACACUGGCCCUACACCAGCACACACAGGUGUGCGGUGGAGUCGGUGGCUCAGUGGGACAGUCCGAUGCAGGUGCGUUUGAGCGCGUGGCGAUCCGGUCUCAACACGCUGUUGGUGGAGCUGUUGCCGUGGGCGAUACUGGUGAAUCGUUCACACUGGGAUGUGUGGCUGUUUGAAGCUGAGAGCAUCAUCGCACAGAUACCGGCCGGAAAAACCAUCAUACCACCAAACUUCAAGGACGCAUUUCAGAUUGGCAUUUAUUGGCCGCACACUAACACCGUGCACAAGUCUCCUGCCGUCCGAUUGGUCCAUGAGGUGUCGUCGCCGCGGUGGCCGGAGGGGGGCGGAGCCGAUGUACUGAUGCUGGAUGAAGAGGGAUACAUACACACUGACAUCAUACUCGGAACGCUGCCUGGAAAACUGAAGCUGUGUCAGUUGUGUAUGUCAUCUUCAGUGACAUACGGGAUUCAGGUUUUACAGAUUGUGGAUAAAACCGUUCUGAUGAACAACACAACAAACAUCAUCAGAUACAAAGCUGUGAUUCAACAACACACAAACAUCACACCUGACCAGGUGUAUGAGGUCUCUGAAUCGUCAGUGUUCACUCUGGGUCCUGCGGGUGAGGCUGGUGAUCAGGUGUGCUGUUCAGUGGCAUGCUGGGAUGUCCCGUGUGACGGUCAGUCAUCAGAUCUGGACGUGAUGCUGUCAUCGAAGCAGCUGCUGUUGAGCUGUGAGGGUCAAAGGUCACAGUGGAGUCUCCCUGCCCUCGUGCGAGCUGAUCUUCCCCGUCAGAGUGUUUCUGUUCCCGUGGAUCCUGACGACAAACACCCCUUCAACACGAGGGCUCUGGUUGUGACCUGUCAGGAUCAUUCCGGCAUCAUGUAUGUGACAGUGAGUGAAGAUCUGUGUCCACGAAUGCUGAUACACAACCGCUGCCCCAUGAACCUCUUACUGAAGGAGAACAUCAGAGAGUGUGUGAGGAGUGAGGUGUUCUGCAGGUUGUUGCCUUCUCUCUCAUCUGUUCAUCAUGAGCUUUAUUAUCAUGCCUCAAACUUCCCCGAGUGUAAACAGAAAGAGAUGCUGCCCACCCUGCUGCUGCGCACUGUACCUGACACACCCACCAGCCCCACAGACACGCCCACUGACCUCAUGACCACGCCCACUGCACUGAGCUGGACUGACGCUAUAGAUAUCAACAACCCUGGAACACAGGUCGUGUUUUUGCCUGGAUUCGGCUGUUUGUACGUUGAUGUGUUUCACCAGAGCGGCACCAUCACGAUCACACUCGCCCCAGAGAGCAGCGCAGAAGAGAUGAUCACACAACACGGGCUAUCCAAUCACAUGCUGUCAUUCAGGAUUCUCUUGAAUGAGGCGAGUGUGGCGCUCUGUGAUGACAUCACCAGUCCGUGCAGUUCAGUGGAGCUGCUGCGGCUCACUGUGUCUAAACUGCUGCUGCAGCUGCCGUCCUGCGACCCGUCGUCAUGUGACACGGCUGCACCGCCCGUUCACACACUGCAGGUUUACUGCGGCCGUCUGCAGCUCGACAAUCAGCUGUACAACCGUGCCAGCUUCCACUUCCCCGUGAUCGUGUGCGCGGAGCCGCAGAUGGACGCUGGAGAAUCUGACCUCACACUCGUGCCGCAACACCUGCAGCGGUUCUACGACGCGUGUUUCCUGUCACUCAUGGUCACAAUCUCCCGUGAUGGCCGGCUCGACCAACUCAAGUUCCGCAUCAAACCUGCACGCGUGUAUCUGGAGGACACGUUCAUUUAUUACUUGAAAACACUAUUUCACACCUACAUCCCAGAAUGCACUCUGAGUGAGGACAGCGGGCGGAGCCACAGUGUGGGGGCGGAGCUAAGCGUUCCGGCAGAGGUUGUGUACUCCACACAUGCUCUGGUGCAGCCGCUGCAGCUGCAGAAGUUGCUGAUUGAACCCGUUGACCUGCUGGUCAGCAUCCACGCAUCACUCAAACUGUACAUCGCAUCCGAUCACACGCCGCUGUCGUUCUCGCUGUUUGAACGCGGCCCCAUCUGCACCACACCACGACAGCUCGUGCACACGCUCGCCAUGCAUUACGCCGCCGGCGCGCUCUUCAGGGCGGGUUGGGUUGUCGGCUCUCUGGAGAUUCUCGGCAGUCCGGCGAGUCUCGUGCGCAGCAUCGGUAAUGGAGUGUCAGAUUUCUUCCGGUUGCCGUACGAGGGUUUGACUCGCGGGCCAGGUGCAUUCAUCAGCGGCGUCUCCAGAGGAACAAAUUCCUUCAUUAAACACAUUUCUAAAGGGACUCUGACGUCCAUCACGAAUCUUGCGACGAGUCUGGCGCGUAACAUGGACCGUCUGUCACUGGAUGACGAGCAUUACAUGAGACAGGAGGAGUGGAGGAGACAUCUGCCUGAGACUGUGGGAGACGGACUGAGACAAGGACUGUCCCGACUGGGCAUCAGUCUGCUGGGAGCGAUCGCAGGUAUCGUUGAUCAGCCGAUGCAGACGUUCACACGGACCAGUGUGCAGUCAAACUCUGCGAGCAGCACGGCACGCGGCGUCAUCUCUGGUGUGGGGAAAGGCAUUGUGGGAGUUUUCACCAAACCAAUCGGAGGAGCCGCUGAGCUCGUGUCACAGACGGGAUACGGGCUCCUUCACGGCGCUGGACUCUGGCAGCUUCCCAAACAACUUCAUUUGCCAACAGAUCAGAGAUCAGCUGAUGCUUCUAACAGCCACGUCAAAUACAUCUGGAAGAUGCUUCAGUCUCUGGGUCGAGCGGAGCUUCAUAUGGCUCUAGAUGUGUGUAUGGUGAGCGGGUCGGGUCAGGAACACUCCGGCUGUCUGCUGCUCAGUUCGGAGGUUCUGUUCGUCGUCAGUGUGUGUGAAGAUGCGCAGCAGCAGGCGUUUCCCAUCACUGAGAUCCAGUGUGAACACGACACACACACACCUGGACGCAUCACACUCACACUGCAGCAAUACAGAGUGACUGCAGACACUGAGGCCGACGGGUCUCGUGAGCGUCUGUCAGAAUUGCAGUACAGUCGUCUGGUGGAUUUUGUAACCGGAGCAUCUCAGUAUUUGUCUCCGUCUCAGUCGUCUCUCCAUCAGCAGCCGCACGUCACACCCGCUGAACCGCCGCCCACCAUCUCCAAAACAUACCAGUACCAAGCAGACCCAGCCUUCGCACGCGUGUUCGUCUGCAAGUUUAACAUGGUGAAAAAUAAAGCCCUGCGGAUCGGCUUCCACUGACGGCAGUGUGUGAUAUAUAAUCUGCAGAUAAUUCAUAACGCAGAGCUCGUCUGUGAUUGGCUGUCUGUGUAAAAGAUGCUUUAAACCAAAAGAAGCCUUUCAUUUUGUAUUUUUAUACACAAUGCAAGAAAGAUGAUUCAGUGUUUUUAUUUUCCUGUGGUUUAAUAAGAAGUGCUUAAAAUGAAAAAGCUAUAAAAUAUGAUAUCACAUGUUUUGUGUGAGUUUCUUUCAGUGUUUGGUCAUGAAGGGACUCCAGCGUGUGUUUCUGCAGCGCUGCUGAUGAUCACCUGCACAGACAUUCAUAUUAAUCUGAGAUGAUGUUUAUGAACAUUAGAGAUGUAUCAGUAACACUACUCCAAUAAACAGCAAGAUGAAAAAAUAUUGUUCAUUAAUUCAUGACAGCGUUUACUGACAGAAAUAAACGAUCCAUCUCAUAUUCAUGAUUAUAAAUGUUCACACAAACUGAUUAAAGAGG
Molecule: messenger RNA, 12605 nt
Organism: Xyrauchen texanus (razorback sucker)
Lineage: Eukaryota; Metazoa; Chordata; Actinopteri; Cypriniformes; Catostomidae
Product: intermembrane lipid transfer protein VPS13B-like
Cellular component (GO): membrane
Source: RefSeq, a predicted model, not a curated record